CCAGGUAGUCAAGACUUCAGAUACAGACCAGCGUGCUCAGGCAGAGCUCCUGGAAAUAAAAACAUAAGAGGAGAAGAGAAGGGAAAUUCUGCUGAGGUAAAAGCAUGGGCAGAUGGGCCAAGCUGAAGUCCUCCAGCUGGACUUAUCCUACCGCAGUUCUGUCACUCUAUGGGUUUUUUGCCAACUGCAGAGUAGCAGAGCCCUUCCUCACACCAUACCUAAUUGGACCACACAAGAACAUCUCUGAAGAAGUGGUGACCAACUACCUUUUCCCUAUCUGGACGUACUCCUACCUCGCCUUCCUUUUCCCAGUCUUCCUCCUGACUGACUUCCUGAGAUACAAGCCCCUCAUUGUCAUACAGGGGCUCUUCCUGGUCACCAACUACAUCCUGCUUUGCUUUGUGCCCGGUCUGCCUGCUAUGGUCUUCCUUCAGGUCAACUAUGCUGUCGUGACCUCCACAGAGGUGGCCUAUUUCUCCUACAUUUACAGCGUGAUUCCAGUUGAGCAUUACCAAAGAGCCACUGGUUACCUGCGCAGUGCCAUGCUGGCUGGAUAUACACUUGGUGCCAGCCUAGGCCAAGUGCUGAUCUCCCUGGCAGGAGUGGACUACUUCUACAUCAAUACUAUCACUCUGGGGAUUGUAAGCAUGGCUUUUCUCGUCUCCUUCUGGUUGCCCAUGCCCCAGAGGAGUCUGUUCUUCAAAGGGAAAGAGGCUGCAGCUGUGGGCUCACAGUCCCAGCAGGAGGGGGCUCUGGGAGUGGAUGGCAUUGAGGAACCGGUGAGGGAUAAGGAUGAGGUUGGCUCAGUGAAAGAGAAGAUGGAGCAUAAUGGCAGUGCUGGCUGGUGCAGCAGGAAAAGUGCAGCCAAUGCAGGCCGUCUACUUUGGCAAAGCUUCAGGGAGUCAUAUUCUUCCAGGAACUUGAUCUACUGGUCCCUAUGGUGGGCUCUGGCCACAGCUGGCUACGUGCAGGUUUUCAACUACAUCCAGCUUAUGUGGGACCAUAUAGAGCCAUCUGCCACAUCAUCCAUCUAUAACGGAGGUGUUGAGGCUGCCUGCUCCCUUGUAGGUGCCGCAGCUGCCUUCUCCGUGGGCUACAUCAAGGUGACCUGGGCCAUGUGGGGAGAGCUGGCGUUAGGGUUGUUCUCAGCUGUAGGAACGGGUGCUGUGUUUCUGAUGGCGUUCACCAGCAGUAUCUGGACAUGCUAUGCUGGUUAUGUGAUCUUCAAGUCCUGCUACAUGCUUCUGAUCACCAUCACAACAUUUCAGAUCGCAUCCAACCUCUCCAUGGAGUGCUACGCCUUGACAUUCGGCAUCAACACUUUUUUAGCCCUUUCACUGCAGACCAUUAUAACGGGCAUAGUUGUUGAUGAAGCCGCACUGGGACUAGACAUUGUGACACAGUUCAUCAUCUACGGCAGCUACUACGCUGUCAUCUCAGUGCUCUUUCUGAUUCGAGGGACCUACACCGCGUAUGUGAAUCAACGCAAUCCUGAGCACACGGGAACCAAAGAUCAGCAGUCGAGUGUGGAGGUGAUCUCUUCCGAGCAUUUCUGACGAAGGUCAAUAAACUGUUAUUGUCUUGAUAAUACUGAAUAAGUAGGAGACUGUUCCAUUUGAUGAUAAGGAAUAGCAGUGUUACUGCUCUCUAAUGAGUUUAAAACAUCCUAUUGCCUGAUACAACAAUGGCCCUUAGUCACCAAAAGGAGGCUGAGCAUCAGAGUGGCUUAAUAUAGGUAUGCCAUUUGUAGUGGAAACUUGAAUCAUCCAAUAACCAAACGUUAUAUGGAAGCUCAACAUUUUAGUGAUAUAAUCCCAAGAGUGUUAGGUGUUGAAGUCAUCAGUUCUGAUGCCAGGGGCGGAGAUACAACCAAACGCCUCAAUCAAAGAGAGUCAUAUUGGAUCCAUGCCCUUAAAGGCACCAUGCACCCUGGUCUAAAUGAGCACUUUGACUUCUCAUCUUUUUUUACAGUCAUUUUCUUCAUCCUAAAAUAUAGUUACACUUUGUUUGAUUAGAUUGGUAUUAUGUGACUGACAGCCUGUGAGAGGACCUUUUUUACAUUUACUUACUGUGUUGCUGUUGGCCCCUAGAGGCCUAAAAGAAUGUUGCAUACUCUCACCUGUGCACACUUGAGGUGAACACAACUAUAAUUACUCUGUUUGUUUCUGUGUCACUGUACCCUCAGGAAAGCGCAAGCUGGUGCGCAUUGGUGUAUUUGUCAUGUUUCUAGCCUGUUGAAAUAAAGGCCUUUUAUAUUUUUCAAACCA
Messenger RNA from Epinephelus lanceolatus (giant grouper), 2267 nucleotides. It is a transcript of the gene slc19a3b, whose product is annotated as solute carrier family 19 member 3b. NCBI's taxonomy places the organism in Eukaryota, Metazoa, Chordata, Actinopteri, Perciformes, Serranidae. Gene Ontology annotation, biological process: transmembrane transport; vitamin transport. The record is from RefSeq and is a predicted model, not a curated record. Gene Ontology annotation, cellular component: plasma membrane. Gene Ontology annotation, molecular function: vitamin transmembrane transporter activity.